UCGCGCAUGCGCACUUCACUCCGCUGGCAAAAGCUAGCUGGAAGGUGAGCAGAGCGCUAACAUCAAAAGUAACACUUUAGUCUAUUAAGUUUGAGCCAACAAACUUUAUUAUUCACGAGAAAGGUACAAAUCAACAUUUUCUGCUAAAUGGACUGACGUUUUAUGUCUUUGUUACUAAACAGAAGCCAAAAAUGUGAAUUGUUUGUCAGUCAAACAGAAGCGAAUGCACUGGUUAAGCUAGCUUUAGCCUCGGCUAACCAGUCGAUUCGCUGUUUGCUAACUGAGUUCGCGUGGCAGUGUUUGAGGAGGGAGGAAGCUACUUUACUCGUGUUAACGAACGUGUUGAACUCCGAUCUGCUCUGAUUCAGCGACCUCCUAAAACAGCCCGCGACCCAUCAUGGCAGAUUUCGACUUCUCCACUGCAGAUGCUGGGGCGUCAGCCACGUACCCCAUGCAGUGUUCUGCACUGAGGAAAAACGGCUUUGUCAUGUUAAAAGGUCGUCCAUGUAAAAUAGUCGAAAUGUCUACCUCAAAGACCGGCAAGCACGGCCAUGCUAAGGUGCACCUUACCGGACUCGACAUCUUUACUCAGAAGAAGUAUGAAGAUAUCUGCCCGUCUACUCAUAACAUGGAUGUUCCAAAUGUGACGAGGAAGGAUUACCAGGUGAUCGAUGUCUCGGAUGGUUUCUUGUCGCUCAUGGAUGAUAACGGAGAAACCAGGGAGGAUCUCAAAGUGCCUGAAGGGGAUUUGGGCAAAGAAAUCGAGAAGAAGAACAGCAGCGGGGAUCCGUUCAUGGUCUCCGUGUUGAAAGCCGUGGAUGAGGAGGAUGUAGUCGCUACAAAGAACAUGACCUCUUAAUUAAUCCCCACCCCACCCACACACACAUAUUUGGAUCUGGUCCGGUCCAGUUUCACUGCAGACACACUCGCUCUCCAUUCCUUUGGAAGUCCGCGCUGGCUUUUCUCCUCCAGGCAUUCACGACCACAUUCCAGCAUCUCCCAGCAUUCCUAGCAGCCUUUAACCAUCAGCUUCUUAGGGUUCAAAUCCCUUUUAAUCCUUUUAGAAGGUAACGCCUUCUUAUCUAGUUAAUUAGCUUCUCUAAAAAACGCCUUUAGUUGAUUUUAUCUGUAGCGUGGCUCCACGCCGCGAGCGCUAGCGGCUUGAUCCAACUCCCAGUUCAGAGAGCCCACAAACACCACUCCAUUAAUUAUCCCCGAUAACGUCCACGCACACAAACCGCUCUUUAAAUGCCUUAGUGAAUUUGUUUCUACGUCGGAACUGACGUCUUUGGGUGGGGCCGUUUGCUUCUCCGUGCUCUUCAACUCACCGUCCACUUGAGGCCUUUUCGAGUCGUAAAUGUUGAGUUUGACCGAACAAAACCUUCAUUAUUAUUUUCUGAGAACAAAGAUAAACUAUAUCUGCAUAACUGCAAUAAAACAAACUUAAAGGAA
Oryzias melastigma (Indian medaka) is the source of this 1452-nucleotide messenger RNA. RefSeq names its product eukaryotic translation initiation factor 5A-1. Gene Ontology annotation, biological process: positive regulation of translational elongation; positive regulation of translational termination. Lineage: Eukaryota; Metazoa; Chordata; Actinopteri; Beloniformes; Adrianichthyidae. The record is from RefSeq and is a predicted model, not a curated record. The coding region runs from base 398 to 859 and encodes 153 amino acids. Gene Ontology annotation, molecular function: translation elongation factor activity; ribosome binding; RNA binding. The transcript has 5 exons.